This is a messenger RNA of Hypomesus transpacificus, 1339 nucleotides long. RefSeq names its product ring finger protein 34b (gene rnf34b). Lineage: Eukaryota; Metazoa; Chordata; Actinopteri; Osmeriformes; Osmeridae. Bases 98 to 1330 code for a protein of 410 amino acids. Gene Ontology annotation, cellular component: plasma membrane; cytoplasm. Gene Ontology annotation, biological process: proteasome-mediated ubiquitin-dependent protein catabolic process; protein K48-linked ubiquitination; negative regulation of extrinsic apoptotic signaling pathway via death domain receptors. Gene Ontology annotation, molecular function: ubiquitin protein ligase activity. The record is from RefSeq and is a predicted model, not a curated record. The transcript has 8 exons.
GCUCGAGAGAGGGAAGACGUAAUGGUGUUAUUUCUUGUGCCCUUGCAAUGGUCAUCGUCCUAAUAUUACUUGACAAUUUCCACAACCGUGAUUCAUCAUGAAGGCGGGGGCAUCGUCGAUGUGGGCAUCCUGCUGCGGGCUGCUGAACGAGGUGAUCGGGACGGGCACGGUGCGGGCGCAGCAGCCUGGCUUCGGCUCCGGGGCGGGGCCUUUCCGCUUCGCCCCCAGCGCAGGGUACUCCACCUACCCCCCCACCACCUCAGGGAGCGCCGGGCAGCUGUGCAAGGCCUGCGGACUGGCCUUCUCUGUGUUCAGACGCAAGCACGUGUGCUCGGACUGCAAGAGGAGCUUCUGCGCCCUGUGCUCGGUGCCGCAGGAGGACCUGCGCUGCUGCACCACCUGCCACCUGCUCCGCGCCACCUGCUUCCAGCGGCCGCGCCUCAUGCAGCUGCGCGUCAAAGACCUGCGCCAGUACCUGCUCCUGCGCAACAUCCCCACAGACACCUGCCGGGAGAAAGAGGACCUGGUGGACCUGGUGCUCUGUCACCAGGGGGCCGCGGGCACCCCUCGACCCCUGGGGGCGAACCAGGAAGAGGAGGAGGAGGAAGAGGGGGAGGAGCUCGAGGCGGAGGAGGGGGAGGAGCUUGAGGAGGAAGGGCCGGCUGAUACGGACAGUCUUCACUCGCCGGCUCACUCGCUCCAGGCCACGCCCCCGUCCCCCGCACGCUCCCCGUCCGAACUGUCGGUGGUGUCUGCCUCACAGGAAGAUGCGCUCAGCCGGAGUGACAGCUCAGGGACCCCUAGUCAGGACCACGCGGAGAUUCCAACUGUGUCGCUCCUGAACCUGGAACCCGUUGAGAACAUCCCAGAGGUCAGCCCGGCUACACAGAGAAGGGUGCGUGCGUCUCUCUCCGACCUGGAGCACGAAGGAGACAUCAAGAACCUGUCUGUCCGCCAGCUCAAAGAGAUCCUGGCCAGGAACUUUGUGAACUACUCAGGCUGCUGUGAGAAGUGGGAGCUGAUGGAGAGGGUGCAUCGCCUCUACCGGGAGAACGAGCAGAACAGGAAGUCCAUGGAAAAUGUCAGCGAUAGCAUAACAGCAGUGGUGGCGUAUCCUCGUCCAGGGUGUAAUGGCGGGGUCGGAGACGGCACGAGGACGCAGCUGGCACUGGACGACAACCUGUGCCGCAUCUGCAUGGACGCCGUCAUCGACUGCGUGCUCCUGGAGUGCGGUCACAUGGUCACGUGCACUAAGUGCGGCAAGAGGAUGAGCGAGUGCCCCAUCUGCCGGCAGUACGUGGUGAGGGCCGUGCACGUCUUCAAGUCUUAGCUCUGCCGA